AUGUUUAAAGUUUCAGACGAAGAGCUUUUGGAUCAAGAUACAGUUAAAUUGACAAAGAGUCGUGGUAGUAUUCAGGACCAAACAUUGAAUACUCAACAAAGUUCCUUUUCGUCUAAAAGCCGGAGCCAAACGAAUAACGACAACCAACCGAAUACUUUUCGCCUGAAUUCAAGCUCCUCUUUAAUACCAACCACCAACUCAUUUUUUAGUACGCCCAACAAUAAAACUAAGAAUGGCGAUGGCCUCUCAAAGAAACCUUUUUCUUCUAGUAAACGCUCGCGUACAAAAGCUUUUGUUAAAGUAUCCUAUUCCAAGACGAGUAGCACGACUUUAUUUGACUACUUUGACCGAAAGUCAACCGGUGGUGGACUCAAUACCGCUACCACCAUUGCUAACCAAGCCAGUGAUUGUACAAAGUUUACAUGUGAUGAAAUAGUAGAGCAACCGACAAGCCAUGAGAGAUUGACCUUCAAUAGUUUGCCUGUCGAAAAAGGUUUCGAUACUGCAGAUGUGAGUUUGAACGUCAAAGAAAAUAUGAGCGGAGAAGACUUCGAUUUUCUAUAUGACAGUGAUAGUCCUGAACAUAAAGAAAUCUAUUCGGAGUCAAUGGAGCAGUCACAAGUUCACGUUAAUAAAUGCUUAGAUAAAUCAACUGAGAAGACGACCCCAUCAAAUUUCAUCUCAUUAAAAAAUACUACUGAUAACACUGGUUUCAAUGAUACUUCAUUGGCUUCUAUCAGCUCCACCCCUUCGCAAUUGAAAUUGAGUAAUAUUCAGAACUUAUCACGUAGUAUGUUUUUUGGUUCAUUCAAGGAUAAAGUAGCUACCAUAGGUAUUGAGCAAGAAAUGAUGAUAGAGCACGGAAAUUUAAUCAAUGAUCAAAAUACUAUAAAGAAUAUUGGAUAUGCCGGCCCAUCGAAAAAAGCCUCCAAUACUAUUAAAAAUACCGAAAAUAAAACAAGAAAGACGUGUCCGGGGUACAAAAAAUUACCAGAAACUCAAAUUACUGUUGAUGCAUUUUCAUAUGGACAAAUAUCUGACUGCAACGCUUAUUUCCUAAGCCAUUUUCAUUCGGAUCAUUAUGCUGGGCUCACUUCAAAAUGGAACCAUGGACCAAUAUACUGCUCGGUGGUCACGGGAAAUUUGGCAAUCCAAAAUCUACGGGUUGAUCCUAAAUACAUUCGAAGACUUCCAUUGGAUCAGGAAGUUGAUGUUGAUGGAAAUGGUGUCUCUGUUACUUUAAUAGAAGCAAAUCACUGCCCCGGUUCUGUACUAUUUCUAUUUAAAGUUAUGGAUUCGCGAGGUCGAAUCCUUCGAUAUUUACACACUGGUGAUUUCCGGUCAUGUCCUCGACAAGUAAUCCAUGAUGCGAUAGUCCAACCACAAAAUCCGCCAAUUGAUGCUCUCUAUCUAGAUACUACAUAUCUGGAUCCUCAACAUUGCUUUCCUCCUCAAGAGCAUGUGGUAAAUGCGGUGAUUGAACUAGUGAAAAAAGCUGUCAAAGAUCAGCAACUCCUGUAUAAAGGAACUUUUUUAGAUCGAUGGAUCAAAUCACCAGCGAACAAAAAGCAAAUACAGAAUCAUCCUAGCAAUUCUAGCACCAUCACCACUGACAACUUGGAUUUAACUCGUUCAAAUUCUAGGUCGGCAGAAGCAACGAGAUUUGAAAAUCCUGUUGAAGUUUCAUUAAGGAAUUCGAAUGUCCUGGUUGUGGUUGGAACUUAUUUGAUUGGAAAAGAAAAACUCUUCUUAGGUAUUGCUAAGGCUCUUCAUUCAAAAAUAUACGUAACCAAUGAAAAACGACGCAUUCUUCUUUGUCUAGAGAAUCCAGAAUUAGAAGCACUAUUGACUGAUGAUCCCCAUACUGCAUCAGUACAUGUUGUAUCGAUUAGCGCUAUAAAGACAGAGACAUUGAGAUCACAUCUGAAUGCUUUACGCCCAACAUACACAUCAGUGAUUGGAAUACGACCCACGGGAUGGGCUUAUCGUCCACCCAAGGACCAAAUAGUUUCCAAUUCAGUCUCUAGCGAGACUUUACUCAAUAGUUAUAAAACAUAUACUACUAAGUAUUUAAGGCCGUUAUAUUCGUCCAGAGAUUGUGACAUAUAUGCUGUGCCGUAUUCUGAGCAUUCGAGUUUUCGUGAAUUAGCAGCGUUCAUCUUGUCAUUGGACAUAAAGAAGAUCAUACCCACGGUCAACACGGAUUGUGAAAAGAGUUGCCAAUUGAUGGAUUUUUGGUUGGAAAAAUGGCAGAAUGAGAAGAAAAAGAAUGGAAAAGUUGAAAUAGUUCGCUAUAUAACUGAAGAUCAUUGGUAA
This is a messenger RNA of Ambispora gerdemannii, 2316 nucleotides long. NCBI's taxonomy places the organism in Eukaryota, Fungi, Glomeromycota, Glomeromycetes, Archaeosporales, Ambisporaceae. The record is from the annotation of a GenBank genome assembly.